UAUCAUCAUUUGGACUCAAUUUCCCAUGAAAUCAUACCUACAAAUAGUCUCUAUGUGAUUAAAUUUUGAAGAAUUUCUGCCCAAAAAGCCCAAAAGAAUCAAUUUUUAUGUUACCAUUAUCAAGAAUGAAGUCACUCCUUUCCCCAGUACUUUCAAGACCUACCAUGUUUGUAUGCAGGAGAUAUGGGGUUCUUAGUACUUUCAAGAACCUUAAUUCUGCUCAAACAAUGAACCCCAUGAGUAAAGUUUCUUCCUUUAGGUGUUCUACUGUGCAAAACCAUAAUCAAAUUCGGGUCUUGAAUAGUGAGGCAUCGGGUUCGAGUUCUGGUUCUGGUGAGGUUCAUGUGAUUGUGGGUCCUAUGUUUGCUGGUAAAACUACUACUCUUUUGAAGAGGAUUAAGUCUGAAAGAAGCAAUGGCAGAAGUGUAGCAAUUUUAAAGUCAGACAAGGAUACAAGAUAUGGGUUGGAUUCCAUUGUGACACAUGAUGGAGACAGAUUACCAUGCUGGCCUUUAGCUAAUCUAUCAUCAUUCAAACAGAGAUGUGGUCCUGAAGCAUACAGUAAGUUAGAGGUCAUUGGCAUUGACGAAGCUCAGUUUUUUGAGGAUCUAUAUGAUUUCUGCAAGGAAGUUGCUGAUCAUGAUGGCAAGAUUGUGAUAGUUGCUGGGUUAGAUGGUGACUAUCUAAGAAGGAGCUUUGGUUCAGUCCUUGACGUUAUACCAAUUGCUGAUUCCGUGACCAAACUUACUGCCCGAUGUGAACUUUGUGGUGAACGUGCUUCUUUCACCUUGAGGAAGACAGAGGAGACGAGAACGGAGUUGAUUGCAGGAGCAGAAGUAUAUAUGCCCGUCUGCCGCAAGCAUUAUGUGAGUGGACAAGUAGUCAAAGAGGCUGCUAGAAGUGUUCUGGAGUCUCAGAAAGUUGAAUGCAGCUCUAUUUUGUAAUGUCUCAGCUCUAAGUACAUAGGCCAUUGUCUUAGAAAUAUUAACCAACUAUUGUACUUCCAAGUUCCAAGUCUGUCAACUGGCCAAGCCUUUCUGCCGGUGGAAGGUCUCUAGUAGAAUUAUCGAGGUGCGAGCAAGUUGGCUCGAACACCAUAGUUGUAAAAGAAAAAUACUAUUGUACUUUCAAGUCAUAUUUUGGGGCUAGUUGCUUCCUCAGAGUGAUGAA
Solanum verrucosum is the source of this 1170-nucleotide messenger RNA. RefSeq names its product thymidine kinase a-like. Gene Ontology annotation, biological process: thymidine metabolic process. The record is from RefSeq and is a predicted model, not a curated record. Lineage: Eukaryota; Viridiplantae; Streptophyta; Magnoliopsida; Solanales; Solanaceae. Gene Ontology annotation, molecular function: thymidine kinase activity; ATP binding. The transcript has 4 exons. The coding region runs from base 108 to 944 and encodes 278 amino acids.